AUGACUUCUGUAUUUCGAGAAACUGUGCUUGAAGACAACUUACCAUCAGAUGAAUGGCGUGAAGAUGUUGUAUUAAAUACAGCGCUCAAUUAUACUAAGUUUUCAAGUUGGGAUAAUGAUUUAGAAGAUUUAGCUAAUAGACAAGUAGUAGCAUGUAAUUUAAGUAGUGAAUAUAAAAAAGCUGAAGUGGAAAAAGAAUAUCGUGAUACAAUUGGUAUAAAUACAGCUGAUAAUCUAAAUGUUUUAAAUGCCAUGGAAACUUGGUUCAAUGAAUAUCAAUUAUAUGAUUACACAAAGAAUAAAUGCAAAGUACCUAAAGAUUGUCUCCAUUAUAAAAGGAUUGUAUGGGGUAGCGCUGAAUUUAUAGGUUGCUCAACUGGAUAUUGUAGUGAUCUAACUGAAGUUAAAUCAGGCAAAAUAAUUGUGUGUUAUUAUUCACCCAUGGGUGAUGUGCAAACGUCACGGCCAUAUGAAGACAAUAAAAUUGAUCCUUGUCCUCAUCCUCCUCCAAUAACCACAACAACCACAACAGCAACGAGAAAGCCAAUUACAGUAACUAGAAAAUUACAAAUGGGUCCUUAUGGUCGUUAUCGCUGUAACUGUAAAUGUCAACCUUAA
Molecule: messenger RNA, 618 nt
Organism: Schistosoma guineensis
Lineage: Eukaryota; Metazoa; Platyhelminthes; Trematoda; Strigeidida; Schistosomatidae
Source: the annotation of a GenBank genome assembly